This is a messenger RNA of Geosmithia morbida, 1578 nucleotides long. RefSeq names its product Major Facilitator Superfamily. Gene Ontology annotation, biological process: transmembrane transport. Gene Ontology annotation, molecular function: transmembrane transporter activity. The transcript has 4 exons. NCBI's taxonomy places the organism in Eukaryota, Fungi, Ascomycota, Sordariomycetes, Hypocreales, Bionectriaceae. The record is from RefSeq and is a predicted model, not a curated record. The coding region runs from base 1 to 1578 and encodes 525 amino acids. Gene Ontology annotation, cellular component: membrane.
AUGGAAACCUCACUUCACCAAUCUCCAGCUGCCUCCCUGACAUCAGGCAAGCACAAUGACGGCUUCGUCGAGCGGGCUGAGCCUGAGGGCGUCACCGACCCCGGAGCCACGUACGGCUAUGCAGCCAUGUACGCCGAGGCCCUUGAAAGAUACCCGGACGACGACUCCGUCGAUGCCGCCGCCGAGAAGGAGCUCCGUCGGAGGCUCGACAUGCGCAUCCUCCCCCUUCUAGGGAUCUGCUACUUCUUCUACUACGUCGACAAGACGACGCUCUCAUACGCCGCCAUCUUUGGCCUCAAAGACAGUCUCGACCUGGAGUCGACCGAGUACUCGUGGCUCUCGAGCGCCUUCUACUUCGGCUGGCUCAUCUGGGCCAUCCCGUCCAACCUCAUCAUGCAGCGGAACCCGCCGGCCUGCUACCUCUCCUUCAACAUCUUCAUGUGGGGGGCUCUGCUCAUGUGCCAGGCCGCCGCGCGCAGCUUCCCCAGCCUGGUCGCCCUGCGCAUCCUGUCCGGGGCCUUCGAGGCCAUUGCCGACCCGGCCUUCAUGCUAAUCACGUCCAUGUACUACACCAGGGAGGAGCAGCCGUCGCGCAUCUCGGCAUGGUACGCGUGGAACGGGAUUGGGGUGGCUGGUGGUGGUCUUAUCGGCUAUGGUAUCGGAAAUAUCGAGGGCGCCCUCGUAUCGUGGCGGUACGAGUUCCUCAUCGUCGGCGCCGCCUGCUCCGCCUGGGCGGUUGCCCUGGCCCUGCUGCUGCCCAGCUCGCCCAUCACCAUCCGGGGCUUCACCCACGACGAGAAGCUCAUGAUGAUCGGCCGGCUGCGAAAGAACCAGACGGGCAUCGAGCAGCGGACGAUCAACUGGUCCCACGUGAAGGAGGCCUACCUCGACUACAAGACCUGGCUCUUCUGUCUGCUCGGCUUCUUGGCAAACAUACCCAACGGCGGCAUCUCCAACUUUUCCACCCUGGUCAUCCAGGGGCUCGGCUUCGACACACUCCACACCGCCCUCCUGGGCAUCCCCCAGGGCGUCAUCAUCGUCAUCUGGAUCACGCUCGGCGCCGUGGCCAACCACUACAUGCCCCGCAAUAGCCGGACGCUCGUAUGUGCGGUGUUCAUGAUCCCGACCAUCGCAGGGGCUCUGGGCUUCCUCCUCGCUCCCGACGAUGCGUACGUCGGUCGUCUGAUCUGCUUCUACCUGACCGGCUCCUACCAGGCAUCCUUUGUCAUCUCCCUCUCCCUCAUCACCUCCAACACGGGAGGUCAGUCGAAGAAGAUGAUUGUCUCGGGCAUGAUCUGGUUCGGUGCCUGCGUCGGAAACAUUGUCGGGCCCUUCUUUUACCUGACCUCUCAGGCUCCCAGCUACCGAAUGGGCAUCGGGUCCCUCCUGGCCGCCAACAUCCUCGAGGUCAUCGUCCUCUUCACCCUCCGAUACUCGUUCAUCUGGGAGAACAAGCGAAAGAGGAAGAGGCGUGCUGCGCUCCGGGAGCAGGGGAGCAGCGUGGCCGAUCGGACUAACGCGACGGCUUUCGCCGACAUGACGGACAAGGAGAAUCCGAACUUUGAGUAUGUGUAUUAG